ACGCGAAAUUAGGUGCAUCAAAAGUUCCAAACUUUCAAACACGUAUUCAAUUAGCCAAACGACGUGGAAUGAGUAAUUCAGCCAAAACUUCAUUUCACAGAAGUAAUAGAUCCACGGAUUUAAGUAGUGUUUCCAGUAGUACACCAGCAUCACCUAUAAUGAUGUCACCUUCUCACAGUCGUACCCCAUCAAUGUCUUCAAGAAAAUCUAUUGACAUAACAUCUGUUUAUAGUUUAACAAGUGAACCCACCUCUGCUUAUUAUAAAGACAAUACUAUAAAUCCAUUUGCAAAAUUUACUAAUUUUGUAAGUGCUUUUAUAGUUUUACAGGAUUUCUGUAAAGAAUUAGCUGCUAUUUUAUUUGUUAAAUAUAUGUAUUCUGAUAAUUAUGUUACAAUUAUUGAAGAGGAUGAAGAUAUACAAGAUGACAAUGAUAAUCAGAAUGUUUGUUUUGGUAAUGCUAAAAAUAAUAGCAGUAGUGGUGAUGUGAAAAACAAUACAUUAAAAGAUGAUAUUAUAUUAGUGCGAAAUUGUGAAAAUUUUGCGAAACUGAUGGCUUCUGUUGAAAGAUCUCAGGUCGGAUCCAGUAUUGUACCUAUAAGAGGUGUGAACGAAAGUCAGUUUAAGGAUAAAAAAGAUAAAAAACUAUAA
Molecule: messenger RNA, 650 nt
Organism: Racocetra persica
Lineage: Eukaryota; Fungi; Glomeromycota; Glomeromycetes; Diversisporales; Gigasporaceae
Source: the annotation of a GenBank genome assembly